AUGAAGUUCCUCACAUCCAAUUUCUUGAAGUGCUCGGUGCAAGACUGUGAUAGAAGUAACGACAACUUCCCGCUUAAAUUUAAUGGUGAAAAGUGUCAGUUAGAACAGGAUGAAAGUUUAGAAUUCAAUCCGCAGUUUUUACUUCGAAUCAUUGACCGUGUUGACUGGCCAGCUGUCGUAAGCGUUGCUGCUGAUUUGGGUAACAGCAGCCUGCCUCCAUCAAAACCGGAGUUCGCCGAUGAAGAGUUGUCAGAGGAAGAUAUGGUUAUUUUGAGAGACCUGCAUACAUUGCUGAUCCAGACCAAUAUAGUAGAAGGCGAGAUGGUGUGUCGCAACUGUGGCCACAUAUAUUACAUCAAGAAUAGCAUUCCAAAUCUUCUGUUACCUCCUCACUUGGCGUAA
Lachancea meyersii CBS 8951 is the source of this 402-nucleotide messenger RNA. Lineage: Eukaryota; Fungi; Ascomycota; Saccharomycetes; Saccharomycetales; Saccharomycetaceae. The record is from the annotation of a GenBank genome assembly.